AGGCCCUCGUUCCACCUUGGGAUCGGCCGGCCCCACGGCCAGCCCUUCAGUAUCAUGAUCAAAAUAUGGCUAAUAAGAGCAACAGUGAUGCUGGCCGGUUUAUUUCUAUCGGAAAUCACUUCAGGCUCAGCGUCAGGGAUGUGGGAAACAAUUAUUUGUCACAAACCGAGUGAGGCCGACAUCGCCUUCACCAUAAAUAUGGGUGUCAAUAAAUGUGAUAUCACCCAGACUGGGCCCUGCUCCAAGAUCCUCAUCGAUGAUGGAUCUUUGCAGAGUGUAUGCUCUGGAUUAGAUGACGGUGUGACGUAUACUUGCAAUGUAAGUAGAGCCUACACAGAACCUGUAUGCUGCUCGGUCUAUGCGAAGGUGAACCAGAAUCUGCUCUCUAUGUCUUGUUUUACAAACACUGUAACUACAGUCUCUCCCGGGCCUACCCCCAACAGGACUCCAUCAGUUCUUCACACAGUUCCAACUGUGAUCAAGUUCCAACCGAACGAGUAUGAAGUAACGGAGGGAAGUGAUGCACAAGUGUGUCUGGUUAUCACAAAUGGCACUGUCUUGUCUGAGAUCACUAUUGACGUGUAUCUGGACUCUUUCACUGAUACUUGUCGAGAGGUGCAUUUCCCUGAGGGUGCUACUGUUGGUGACCAUCAAUGUACUACUUUCCCCAACACCUCUCUGCAAGUUGGUCGGUAUACGUUGAGAGCGCAAGUUUUAACUCCACCCGAAGAUUCACCAAUCGUAAAUACGACUGAUUCUGCAACACUCAUCAUUCACAAACGAGAAUUGGAAAAAGGUCUUAUUGCUGCUGCUGUUAUUUCUGGUAUCGUUGUCUUUGUUGUUGUUGUUGUUGUUGUUGUUGUUGUUGUUGGUUGUGGUGCAGCUAGGCACAUUGUGAGGCAGAGGGUACCUAAAGAAGAUGCUGUUAACCUCCCUGAGCACGUGAAGAUCAAUAAUGUACCUGUUCAAGAUGAGAGGAAAGUACCUUCGGGUGAAACUGAGAGUAAACCCUGUCCAGUGCAAGAAAGAGUUAGAGGAGAUCGAGCUCCUGGUUCAGCAACUCACAGGGGAAGCCAAAACAGUGAUCAAUCUGGUGUGCAACCCGAAUUCCCUCCCAGCUUUUCUAAUCAAAUGGGAAACCAACCAGAGGAAAAUGGCAUUUCCAAUGCUAACCCCCACCAUGUAUGUGUGGAGCUACCUAGUACUGUACCGGAUACGCCUGACCAUUCCCAUGGAACUCAGCCCGAAGAUGGUUCUUCCACGAGUGGACGACUUGUAUACACACUGCCGAUGCAAAAUAAGCCUCUUGUUGAGUGUGAUACGGGAGUAGUUGUUUAUGCAGGUGCCUCCCAAGCGUCUUCACUGGGUUCCUCAAAUGAAGCCAUGCAGCUAACUGCUUAGCUACCAAUAUAUUAUUGUACGCUGUAUAUACCCAUAAUAGUAGAGUGAUAGGCACAGAGCUUUUCAUUAUGCUGAGUAUUAAUUCAUGAUGUAGAUCAAUUAAGAGGUUCAACUCAACUUA
This is a messenger RNA of Halichondria panicea, 1522 nucleotides long. RefSeq lists its product as uncharacterized. The transcript has 10 exons. Lineage: Eukaryota; Metazoa; Porifera; Demospongiae; Suberitida; Halichondriidae. The record is from RefSeq and is a predicted model, not a curated record. Bases 55 to 1401 code for a protein of 448 amino acids.